This is a messenger RNA of Triticum dicoccoides, 1549 nucleotides long. Its product is annotated as E3 ubiquitin-protein ligase AIRP2-like. The record is from RefSeq and is a predicted model, not a curated record. The transcript is spliced from 5 exons. NCBI's taxonomy places the organism in Eukaryota, Viridiplantae, Streptophyta, Magnoliopsida, Poales, Poaceae. Gene Ontology annotation, molecular function: ubiquitin protein ligase activity. The coding region runs from base 355 to 1137 and encodes 260 amino acids. Gene Ontology annotation, biological process: protein ubiquitination.
CGUCAGCGUGCCACCACCGUCGCUGUACCCUCCUUCCUCCCGUGCACGCAAGGCACCCGGGGGCGCCGAAAGCGACGGGGGGCGCGGCCGCGUGAGCUUUAAACCUGCCCGGCCUCCUCGCCGCACUCCCCACCGCCGCUCGCCGAGCUCACCCGCGCCGGAGCUGGACUAAAACCUCGGGGGAGUAACUGCGCGGAUCGAGAGGCUCUAGGGUUUGGGUGUGGAGUUGGAGGCGCGGAGCGGAAGGGGAUAGCGGUUGGUGGCUUGGCGCGGAGGGGCUGGGGUUGGGGAUUUGGAUGGUCGCGGCGGCGCGGCGCUGGAGUAGUAGUACUGGUGCCGCUCCUCCUACUACCCAUGGGCAGGUCGUUCCGGGACUCGCUCAAGCUGCUCGAGGCCGACAUCCAGCACGCCAAUUCUCUUCUUGCAUCAAUAAUGCAUUGCUCAAUAAUUUAUUUUUUUGGUAAAAACUGCAGUGCUUCUGAAUUCCGAAGGGAAUAUGAUGGUGCCUGUCUUCAGAUGAGGAUGUCAUACUGUCCGGCUGCACACCUUUUCCUUUUUCUUGUGCAGUGGACAGACUGCAACCUUGCUGGUGCUCUUGGGCUGUUGAGAAUUCUCAUUUACAAGGUUUAUGCUGAUGGGACAACCACCAUGUCCACUCAUGAAAGGAAAGCGAGCAUUAGGGAAUUCUAUGCUGUAAUUUACCCUUCUCUGGCGCAAUUACAUGAAGGAAUUAAUGAGGUGGAGGACAGGAAACAAAAAGCAAUUUGUAUAGAGAGGUAUAGAAGACGAGAGGAGGAUCACAAAAGGGUGAUCUCAGAGAUUGAUGAUAAUAUAGAGGAAGAGUGUGGCAUAUGUAUGGAAAUAAACUACAAAGUUGUCCUUCCAACUUGUAGCCAUGCUAUGUGCAUUAAAUGCUACCGUGACUGGAGAUCAAGAUCCCAGUCCUGUCCGUUCUGCCGCGACAGCCUCAAGAGGGUCAACUCCGCCGACCUCUGGAUAUACACGGAUAACAGGGACAUCGUCGACAUGGCGACGGUCCGAAGAGAGAACCUGAGGCGUCUCUUCAUGUACAUAGAUAAGUUGCCCACGGUGAUCCCCGAAUCUGUUUUCGAGGUAUACGAUUCCCACGUAAAGUGACCCUGUGCUCGGCUCGGCGCUGCGCCAAUUGUUCAUUAGUUGGGUACUGCUAGUGCUGUAGACAUUACCAAUUGUUCGGCAGUGGGGUGCUGCUAGUGCUGUAGACAUUGCCGGUUGUUCAUCAGUGGGGUGCUGCUGGUGCUGUAGACAUUUCUGGAGCCCCGGGCGCCGGCUGCCGCGAGCUUAUGAACGCUCCGAGCUGCUCGCCGGGGAGGCUCUUUAUGUAUGUGAGGUAUUUCCUAUGUAUGUAAAUUAUUGUCAGUUGUAUCCACACGGCCUGUGUGAUGAUGUGUUAGGAGUCUAACGCCUUGGGCAUGUAAGUAAUGGAUUUUUUUUUGUGGACAUGUAAGUAAUGAAUCAUUGGCUCUUAAGCAUUUCGUCUGUGCCUGUUUGGGGGAAUGCCAUUCUGGAA